AAUACAUUAAAAACAAAAUACUAUUAAUCCUGUUAAAUAAUAAUAACACUUAAAAGGGAAUCACUUGUCAAACAAAUAAAAACGGAAAGAUGAAUCCUUAAAAUUAAUAUUAACCUGGAUAUCAAUAUCAAAUGAACUAACAAUUUUCCUAGCCAACAAUUUAAAGAGGAGAUUCAAGAUAUGGAAAUCCACCAAUUCCACCUUUAAAUGAGAAUUCUAUGAGUUAAUACGAUAGGAACGAUAGAGCUUAGGCACCUCCUUCUCCUACUCAUUCCGUAUCAGAAAGCCAAAGAGAAUCCAAUAUUACCCAUAGUGCUAUUAAAUAAGAAACUGUACAAAAGGAUCAGAAAGAUGCUAAUAAGUAGAAACCUAGUGAACUAAACACUGAUAAGCUCAAGAUGAAUGAUAAAAAAAUAUGGGCAAAAGAUACUUUCAAGAUAAUUACAAAAAUUCACUAUGGAAAAAAACAAUUCGUCUUUGAAAUUUAGGAUUUGACUGCUUUCAACCAGUAAAAAGAUGCCGCUAAUGCCUCUUAAGCUUAAGAUAUACCUGAUAUUGAUACAGAGUACAAAUUGAAGAAAAAAUUAGAGCUUCCCUUCAAAGAUAUAGAAAAACUAUCUUUUAUAAAGUAAAGAUAGGAGAUAACAAUUGAAACAACAUACGAUAAAAUCAAAUAGUGUCAAGAACCAAAGAAGAAAGGAAAUGAUUCAAAAAAGACAACUCAAUGGGUAGAAAAUAGUUUUCUAAUGCAAGAUGACAAUGUCACUCCUUUAUUUGGACCAAAAGAAUAAAUUAUUAUUGAAUCAGUUUAUCCUAAAGACACUUUAACAAAAUCUGGUAGUGGGAGAAUGAGCCACCUUUAAAAGAUUUAACAAUGGGUUGAUGUGACAAAUCUUUACAUAGACGGAGAGCGUUUCCAUAGAAACACAGGCGAAUAAGCUCCCUAAAAAGAUACCUUUACAGAGCGAGAAGACCCUCCAAAUACAAACACUAAUAAUACAGGAAAUCCAAGCAUUAAUAAUUCACUUCCACCUCCCUAAUUACAUAGGCAAAACACUUCACAAAUACAAAACUAGCAUCAUUAGAACAGCCAAGUUCAAUCUUAGCAAUCCCUACCUUAACCAAACUCAAUGGCCCCUUAGUACAAUCACAUGCCUCCCUUGCAUAAUAAUUAAAGUUAAUACAAUUCAAAUCAGACUUAGAGACCUCAAACUAAUAACUAAUAUCCACCAAACAAUUAUCAGAAUAAAUCUUAACCUCCUUAACCCGGCAUGCCUCCUAUGAAAUAGCCUAAUGGUAUGAAUGCUCCUCCUUAGCCUGGGCAAUAGAAUAAGCAUUUGUUAAACUCGAAUUUUGUUAAAGAGCAAUUCAAUUUAAAGGAUGGAAGUCAAGAAAAUUUCACUUAAGUAUUUGACACUUUAAAAGCUAAAGUUACAUAAGAGAAAAAUCACCCUCUUAAUUUUCCUAAUCUUCCAUAGCCUUAAUCUAUAGCAGCGAUGAGUGGAUAGGGUAAUGGAAUGAAUAUGAUGGGUCCAAAUAAUUAGAUUCCUGGAAAUAUGAAUCCCAAUAUGCCACACGGAUAACCAAAUGGUCCUCCAUACCAAUAAAGAAUAUAACCUCCAUAAAUGGGUCGUUAAUCCAGCUAAAUGGGUAACGGACCACACAACAAUUAAAACAUCCCUCCUCAUUAAUAUCCAAAUAUGGGCUAAAAUCCUCAAAAUUACUAUCCCAAUUAAAACGGCAAUAACAGCAGUGGUCAUUAUGGAUAGUAUCCCAAUCAAGGCUACCCUAAUAAUGUAAAGCCAGGCUAAUUUAAUUAAGGUUAGAUGAAAUAAAUGCCUAAUGGUCAAAAUAUUGGUCAACCACCAAAUCAAAUGAAUAAAAGCAUGAAACCCAACGAUCCAUCUAGACAAAACUCUCAAUAGUUCUAGAACUCCCAAGCAUAUCAAAACGGAGGUUAUGUUCCUCAAGGAAAUAGCUAUGAUGAUGAUCUAAUUGAUGAAGGAUUCCCAUAAUUAAACAAAGAUCAGCUCAAUAAAAUCAAGGAUUACGUUGAAUAAUAAAAAAAAAUGAGUGUAGAAAUAAAAAAGGAAAAGAUUUUAAAUAAAAUCAAAGAACUUCAUUAAGAAGGCAUAGAGUUUGUAUCCUCAGAAAAGAAAGAAGAGGAGGCUAGUUCCAAGUCAAGCAAGAAGUUCAAAUGUCCCUAUUAUUUGUGUAAAAAAGAAUGCAAAGAAAAUUAAAUGAAUAAACAUUUCAAAGAAGCACAUCCUGAAUUAAUACAAGUUGGUUUCGAAAUGGAUGUUCAUGGAAAUUAUAAAUUUGAUGAUUAAAUGUUAGAUUACGUCCUCUUAAUUUCAGAAAUUUAUCCUCAACAAUAUCAAGAAUUUCUCAAACAGAUGAGACCUAACAUUAAAAAGAAGAAGGAUAAAAAAUCAGAUAAGGCUGAUAAAGCUGAGAAGCCUGAAAAAGUUGAAAAACCAGUUUCAGUCGAGAAAGAAAAGGAAAAGGAAAAAGAAAAAGAGAAAGAGAAAGAAAAAGAAAAGAAUGAAAAGAGUGAAAAAAAUGAUAAAGGCGACAAGGGCGAAAAGAAAAAGAAAUCAAAGAAGGCACUAAAAAAAGAAGAAAAAGAAAAAUAAAAAUUAAUGUAGUAGAAUUAACAAAUUGAUUCACUCUAAGCUCAAUAAUCAAACUCAUCUUGAAUUAAUUGAUUGAAUUAAAAUUAAUAAAUAGAAACAAAUUACUAUUAAAUUAAUUAUCAGCUACUCUUAGACUAUGUAAAAUAAGUAAACCAAAUAAAUAACAAAUAAAUUAUCAAAAAAACAAAUAAAUAACGACUUUUCAGAAUGAAACAAACAGCUAAUUUAUCUAGAAACUAAUAACUAAUCUACACAAAAUAUAAUUAAAUAACAACUAUUAUUAUUAUAAUUUCCAUACUAAUCAAAAAUAUUUUCUGAUUACACACGUAAUCUCUAUUUUCCACAUAACAAUAAAUCUUAAAAAGUAAUAACCACGAAAAUAAAUUAAUUGAUAACUUACAUACAUACAUAUGUGAACUAAUUUAAAACCUAUUAAUUUAACUAUUAAAAUAAAUAAAAAAACAUAAACGGUAAAGAUUUUCUAUGAAUAAUAAAAUCAACUAGACCGAUUUAAACUACCUACCUACCUAACUAGCUACAUUGACAAAAUUUUAUCUUAAUACUUAAAAUGCCUAACAUAAAUAAUUAUUUAUAUAUUCAAAUAAAAAAUAAAUAGAUUUUCUCCUUUAAUCUAAUCUCAUUUAAUUCAUUUAAAAUAGAUCAUUAUAACUUGUUUAUUAUGUAGUAAAUAUUAUAUAUUCUAUUAAUUUAUAUAUAUUUUUGCUUUGCUCUAUUAUUAAAAUUCAAAGAUCUUACUUAUA
Messenger RNA from Tetrahymena thermophila SB210, 3397 nucleotides. RefSeq lists its product as hypothetical. The annotation marks the transcript as partial. NCBI's taxonomy places the organism in Eukaryota, Ciliophora, Oligohymenophorea, Hymenostomatida, Tetrahymenidae. The record is from RefSeq and is a predicted model, not a curated record. The transcript has 13 exons.